AUGCCUGGCUUAGGUCGUCGCAGUCAAUCAAAUGUGCGAAGAGCUACCUCACGUGCUAACCGCACUAAUGACCACAGAGAGACAGAUCCAGAAAAUAGUCGUAUUGAUAUGUCAGAAUUGCGUUAUUUAGUGAGUGAUAAUAAAGUAGAUAGGCUUAGAAUGCAACGAGUUCGUGCACCUCAAACACAACAACACCAAGCACGACAUAAUGAAAUUGAGCUAAUCUACAGACGGAAUGCUUCUGUGAUUCUUGAACGAGCUGCAUUCCACUAUGAACCUGCAAUUGAUUAUUGUGCUGACAAAUCGAUUGAUCUUAAGGACGCGUAUCUGCAGAUGGAGCUAGACGAUGAUUCAAAAGCAAUCAUGGUAGUCAACACGCCGUUGGGGCUAUAUCAGUAUCAACGUCUUCCGUAUGGAAUAGCCAGCGCGACAGCAAUUUUUCAAAGGUACCUCGAGCAACUUAUACAAGGCAUCGAAGGUUGUGGCAAUUAUCUUGAUGGCAUCAUCAUCACAGCGCCUACAUUCGAUGAGCACAUGCAACGCGUCGAAAACAUUCUCCAAGUUCUUCAAAGCAACGGUAUUAAAUGCAAACAGCAAAAGUGUUUUUUUCUCCAGGAAAAGAUCGAGUAUCUGGGUCGACAAAUCAGCGCAGGGGGAAUUUUGCCAGACGAAUUCGGCCUGGUAGCGGUAAGAGAUCUUAAGCCACUAAAAAACAUCAAGCAAGUCGAGGCAUUCAUGGAUAUCUGCCCUAUCAAUAUGCUACGCCGAAAAAACGUCCCAUUUACGUGGGGCCCAAAACAACAACAAGCGUUCACAUCACUUAAGCACUUGCGCACUACGACGAGCAAUUACCUCUAG
Molecule: messenger RNA, 858 nt
Organism: Anastrepha ludens (Mexican fruit fly)
Lineage: Eukaryota; Metazoa; Arthropoda; Insecta; Diptera; Tephritidae
Exons: 3
Coding region: 1-858 (285 amino acids)
Source: RefSeq, a predicted model, not a curated record